Messenger RNA from Paramecium pentaurelia, 2785 nucleotides. Lineage: Eukaryota; Ciliophora; Oligohymenophorea; Peniculida; Parameciidae. The record is from the annotation of a GenBank genome assembly.
AUGGGAUGUGGAUCUGCUAAACCAAGUGAAGUAAAAGAAACAGAAUAAAUAAAAUCCUCUAAAAUUCAUUCAAGAACUCCCAGCUCAGUUUCAUUAGGCCAGACUGAAAUCGCUAAAUUAUACAGAAGAGGUUUUUCCAGUGUAAUAUUACUUAGCCAAUUACCUCAUUAAAAAUGAGAAGUAUGAAUAAGCGACAAAGUUGUUAGAUCGAAUUUUAGAAACCGAUCCUGAUUUCAAUGAUGCUUAUUAUUCUAAAGGUAAAUUAUUGACUUUUCGUAGGUAUUGUUGAAUUGGAUAAAAGGAACUUUGAAGGCGCAAAAAAAUUUUUCUAACUUACUCUCGAUAAAUAACCAAAUCAUGCCCUUUCUCUCAAUGAAAUAGGUUUACACUCAUAUUUUAUAGAUUAGCUAGCUUAAUGAUUAAUGAGAAAUAAUAUAAAGAAGCCUUGAUUUAUUUAGAGAAAGGAUUUCAGGCUAAUCCUAAUAUACCAGACUUAAAUUAUGGUUUAGGUAUGUUUUAAUCAAAUUUUGAGGUUAUGUUUUAUCAAGAUUAGAACGAAAAGAUGAGGCCAUUCGUUAUUUUGAUAUGGCGAUAUAAUUAGACAAUACCUAAAAACAUUAUUAUGUUAGUAAAGCAACUACUCUUUCAGAUUUAAAAUAAUUUGAUAUCGCUUUAAAUACCAUAUAAAAUGCCUUAAAAAUUGAUUAAAAUUAUAUUGAUGGGUAUUAGACAUAAGGUUAAUUAAUAUUUACAUUAUUCAGCAUACAUAUAUCGUUAAUCAUAACAAUAUGAUAAACUAGAAGAAGUUUGUGAUUAAAUUCUAAAAUUAAAUGACUAAAAUUAAUUCGCAUUAAAUUGCAAAAGAAAAAUUCAAUAAAAUUCUUAAAAGUAAUCAAAAAUUCCAGAAGUUUUAAUGAGUGUCGAGGAUUAAAUAAGAGAAGGUAUAAUCAAAUACUAAGAUUUUAGUUUAGAAGUUACAAGGAGAAAAAAAGUACUCUUAAGCGUUGAGUCAUUUAAAUUAAAUUUUGGAAAAGAAUCCUGCUCAUUUAUAUACUUUAAAAUUAAAAGCUUAAAUAUAAAUUGAAUUAAAAUAAUAAGCAGGCUCUCUUGUAACAUUGAAUUAAAUUCUCAGUAUUAAAUCAAAUGAUAUUGAUUCAUUAAAAUAAAAGGGUAUAAGAAUUAAUCUUAACUAAAUAUAGUGAAAAUUUUAGAAUAUAUGAACAAAAAUGAAGAAGUCUUGAUUUGCUACGAUGAAAUACUUGCUUAAGAAAAAGACUUUGAUUUAUUGGAAAAGAAAGGUCAAUUUUUGUAUUAUAUAUUUUAGCCUCUAUUUUGAUUAAGUUUGAUAGAAUUUAAGAAGCAUCUGAGAUUUAUGAAUAUUUAUAUUCUUAAUCAAAUUAGGAUGAUCCAAAGAUAUUUAUUAUUAGAGGUAUGUAAAAUUUAAUAUUCAGGUAAGUUACUUUAGGCAUAGAAAAAAUAUGAUGAUGCCAUUAUUUGUUUGAAUGAUGGAAUUAUUAAAUUUCCUUAAAAUAUAGAAAUUUUAAAUUUGUUAGCAUUAAUUUAUAAAAUUACAAAGAAUGUGUAAUAAGCUUUAGAAACUUAUGAUAAGAUUUUGAAUAUUCAACCUUAAAAUGAGAAUUGCUUAUAUGAAAAAGGUUUAAAUUAAUAUAAUUAAUUAGGUUUGAUAUUGUUUAAUUUAAAUAAUUUUAGUGAAUCAUUUGAUAUGUUUAUUUAGUUGAACAAAAGCGAAUAAGCAUAAAAUUUAGAUUAUUAUCUUGGAAUAUGUUACAACGAAAAAAAGGAUUAUUUCAAUGCAUUAAAUCACUUAAAUAUCUAUGUCAAAACAGGAAAAGACAAUUUAGAGAAGGUAUAUUACAUUGUAAUCAUUUCAAAAUAAUAUAGAUGGGAUUAGCUAAUCUAUUUUUAUUGAAGUUUGAUGAGGCUAUUGAAAAUUAUUUAAAUUGCAUUAAAAUUAAUCCUAAUAAUGCUGAAGCACAUUAUUAACUUGGAAAUGUAUACAAAUAAGAUAAAUUAUUGGAUGAAGCCAAAAAUUCUUUUGAAGAAGCAGUGAAAAUCUAACCUCAAAAUAAUUUAUAUAAAUAAGCAUUAGGUAAUUAUAAUAUUAAUUGUUUUUAGACAAUUUAAUAAAUGAAAAAUCAUUUCUAUAAGAAUAUAGAAAUAGUCUUCUUUUUACGCUGAUAAUAUUUAUUGGAUGUUGUUAGUUAGACCCAAAAUCUUAAGAUUUUGAGAAAAAGUAAAAUGAAAAAUAUUUAACUCUAUUGACAUUGAUGGAAGCUCAUUUAAAAAAAAGAUUCAACACUUUAGAGAAACAUUUCGAAUAAAUAAAAUAAUUAAUUGGAUUAUCAUAUGAUAUGAAGCUAACUUUAAUUGAUGAUACAUUGUUUCCUAUUAUGUAAUUUUGGCAUAAUCAAAAAAUUUGUAAAAGAAAAAAAGACAAUAAUGAUUUGGUUGUUUCAAUGAUAAAUGCUGUCAAAUCAAUUAUUAAUUCAAAUAACGAAAAGAUUUUAAAUUUGAUUCAAGGUGAGAAAUCCUUAGAUAAUCGAUAUUGUCUUGAAUUUUUAUAGAAAUGUCAACAUGAAUCAUAUUAAAAGAAAAGUGGUAAAUUAGGGUUGUUAGAUGGAAUAAAAAUACUUGGUUUUUUAAUUAAAUAUCAAAAAGAAUUCACUUCUGAUACACAGAGUUUCCCUGAAUUCAUUGCAAAUAAAUACUUAGUUGAUGAAAUACAAAUAUUUCAUGACUCAUAUUAUCAUUAAAACGUUUGAUU